This is a messenger RNA of Eucalyptus grandis, 978 nucleotides long. Its product is annotated as peroxidase 43. NCBI's taxonomy places the organism in Eukaryota, Viridiplantae, Streptophyta, Magnoliopsida, Myrtales, Myrtaceae. Gene Ontology annotation, molecular function: heme binding; peroxidase activity. The record is from RefSeq and is a predicted model, not a curated record. Bases 1 to 978 code for a protein of 325 amino acids. The transcript has 4 exons. Gene Ontology annotation, biological process: hydrogen peroxide catabolic process; response to oxidative stress. Gene Ontology annotation, cellular component: plant-type cell wall; plasmodesma.
AUGGAUCUAGAGCUCUUACGGGUUCUUGCACUGCUCGCUUAUUGUUGCUUGAUGGGAACGGGUAAGGCGCAGCUCAGAUUCGGUUUCUACGGCCUAACCUGCCCUUCUGCCGAGCCCAUCGUGAGAUCCGUCGUUCGAAACGCGGUCAUCUCCAACCCCACCAUGGCCGCCGUCUUGCUUCGCCUUCACUUCCAUGACUGCUUUGUCGAGGGAUGUGAUGGUUCAAUUCUUAUAGAGAACGGGCGAAGUGCGGAGAGGAAUGCGUUCGGGCACCAAGGGGUGGGCGGAUUUGAGGUGAUCGAGGAAGCCAAGAAGCACCUCGAGGUCACUUGCCCCGGUGUCGUCUCGUGCGCCGACAUCGUUGCCUUAGCAGCUAGAGAUGCUGUCGCAAUGGCAAAUGGACCUGCUUAUGAAGUUCCAACGGGGCGCCGGGAUGGGAGGGUGUCAAAUGUGUCGCUGGCAGAGGACAUGCCGGACGUCGGCAACUCCAUCCAACAGCUCAAGUCCAAGUUCUUCCAGAAAGGCCUCACUGAAAAGGACCUCGUCCUCCUUAGCGCCGCGCAUACCAUCAGAACCACCGCAUGCUUCUUCAUGACGGACCGUCUGUACAACUUCAUGCCCGGCGGCGGAUCGGACCCUUCGAUCAACCCCGACUUCUUGCCGGAGAUAAAGUCAAUGUGCCCGCAGAACGGCGGCGUGAAUGUGCGGAUGCCAAUCGAUCACGGCAGCGAGCAGACAUUCGACGACCAGAUCCUCCGGAACAUCAGGAGCGGAUGGGCCGUUUUGGAGUCGGACGCGAAGCUAAAUGACGACCCGGUGACGCGGAGCGUGAUCGAAUCUUACGUGGGUCUCUUCAACCCGAUCUUCGGGCCUCCCUUCGAAGCGGAUUUCGUCGAAUCAAUGGUAAAAAUGGGUCAGAUCGGUGUCAAGACGGGUUCAAAUGGAGAGAUCAGGCGGGUUUGCAGAUCUUUUAACUAA